AUGACCCUGCCAAUAAGGGCGAACUGGAAAUCGCAUUUCCAAUGGGUAACUAACACCGAGGGGAUCUAUGACGCAGAUGUGGAUGACUCUGAGUCUUCAACUAAUGUUAUUCAUAAACCGUUUGAAGUAGUUCAUGGAAUAUUUAAGCAAUCAGACCCUAACACCAACCAUGAAGAUAUUGAUGUAUCUGAUGGAUUUGGGCUUGUUUCUGGAACCAAAUGGUCAUCUGUAAUAGAACUUUUACAUGAAUCAGAUGGGCCCAUUAAAUUACUAUUCCUUCAAAGACAUGGUGAAGGCUACCACAAUAUUGCUCCCUCAAAAUAUAAUUAUAAAGACUGGGUUUGUAGGUGGCAGAUGGCUGAUGGAGAUGACGAAUAUGAAUGGUAUGAUGCGGAACUUACUUCUAGAGGAUUUGACCAAUUACAAGGUGUCAGAAAUAGAUGGGAUACUGAAAUAUCGUUAGGAUGUCCUAAGCCUGAAUCCCACUAUGUGUCACCAUUAAGAAGAACCUUAGAAACCUAUGAUUUGAUUUGGAAUGAAAGAAAUCACGUGACCAAGCCUGUUGUUUCAGAAUUGAUUCGUGAAACAUAUGGAAUUAGCACAGAAAGCAAAAGACAUCCCAAAUCAUAUAUUGAAGAAAGAUGGCCAUAUGUUCACUUUGAAUCGAACUUCACAGAACAUGACAAUAAUUGGACUCCACUUUUACAUGAAACCCAUCAACAUAGGAAAUAUAGAGCCAGAUUAUUCCUUCAGAAUCUUUUCAAAAACGACAAGAACACAAUCGUGCACGUGACCAGCCAUUCAGGCUUUAUUAGUUCCUUAUUAAAGGUAGUUGGGCAUAGAAAUUGGGACUUGGGCACUGGACAAAUGAUUCCAGUACUUAUUAAAGCCAAUAGUCUAAAGUUACGACCACCACAUUUGAAUAAAUCAUGGCAUUCACUUCCACAUCAGUGUGAAAAUUAUGGACAUAAUCAUGAAACUACUGAAGUAUCAAUUCUUAAUAAUUUAUAA
Molecule: messenger RNA, 1011 nt
Organism: Lizanozyma spartinae
Lineage: Eukaryota; Fungi; Ascomycota; Pichiomycetes; Serinales; Debaryomycetaceae
Product: phosphoglycerate mutase family protein
Exons: 1
Coding region: 1-1011 (336 amino acids)
Cellular component (GO): cytoplasm
Molecular function (GO): phosphatase activity
Source: RefSeq, a predicted model, not a curated record